GAUGAGGAUUGAAGAAAUGAAGGAAGAUCUCCUUCUAUAUAAACACUUGCCGCACCCCUUCUAAAAGCUCCAUCUUGUUUCUAUUGCUCUUUCUCUGAGAAUCGUAAUUUCUUUCCAAUUGAAGUCAGAAAGAACAAGGAGAGAAAAUGCCUGCGGUAGGAGGAAUAAGUAGUGGGGGGAACAAGGAGUACCCUGGGAACCUCACUCCUUUUGUCACCGUAACAUGCAUCGUUGCAGCCAUGGGUGGCUUGAUCUUCGGUUACGAUAUUGGGAUUUCUGGUGGGGUGACGUCCAUGGAUCCGUUUCUGUUGAAGUUUUUUCCGUCGGUGUACCGGAAAAAGAACCUCGACAAAACGACAAACCAGUACUGUCAAUACGACAGCCAGACACUUACGAUGUUCACGUCGUCGCUGUACCUGGCUGCGUUGCUGUCGUCGUUGGUUGCCUCCAGCAUCACGCGUAAUUUCGGUCGGAAACUCUCCAUGCUUUUCGGAGGCGUGCUUUUCCUCAUCGGUGCUCUCAUCAACGGUUUUGCCCAACACGUUUGGAUGUUGAUCGUGGGUCGGAUCUUGCUCGGGUUCGGUAUCGGAUUCGCCAAUCAGUCUGUGCCACUUUACCUAUCUGAAAUGGCUCCUUACAAAUAUAGAGGGGCUUUGAAUAUUGGUUUCCAAUUGUCAAUCACAAUUGGUAUACUUGUGGCCAAUGUGUUGAACUACUUCUUCGCCAAAAUCAAAGGUGGUUGGGGAUGGAGGUUGAGUUUGGGUGGUGCUAUGGUCCCUGCCCUCAUAAUUACAAUUGGAUCAUUGGUCCUUCCCGACACUCCCAAUUCCAUGAUUGAAAGGGGUGAUCGUGAUGCAGCCAAGGCUCAGCUCCAGAGAGUUCGUGGAGUGGAAGAUGUCGAAGAAGAGUUCAAUGACCUUGUGGCAGCUAGUGAAGCUUCAAGGCAAGUGGAGCACCCAUGGAGGAAUUUGUUGCAAAGAAAGUACAGACCACACCUUACUAUGGCCAUAUUGAUCCCGUUCUUCCAGCAACUUACUGGAAUCAAUGUCAUCAUGUUUUAUGCGCCUGUGCUUUUUAAUUCAAUUGGGUUUAAGAGUGAUGCUGCUCUAAUGUCUGCUGUGAUCACUGGCCUUGUUAAUGUUGUUGCUACAUGUGUCUCAAUUUAUGGAGUUGAUAAGUGGGGUAGGAGAGCCCUUUUCCUGGAAGGGGGUGUUCAGAUGCUCAUAUGCCAGGCUAUAGUUGCAGCUUCUAUUGGAGCAAAGUUUGGAAUUGAUGGGAACCCUGGUGAUUUGCCAAAGUGGUAUGCAGUUGUUGUGGUUCUCUUCAUUUGCAUUUACGUAUCAGGGUUUGCCUGGUCAUGGGGUCCCCUUGGUUGGUUGGUGCCUAGUGAGAUCUUUCCUUUAGAGAUUCGUUCGGCUGCUCAAAGUAUCAAUGUGUCGGUGAACAUGCUCUUCACAUUCCUUGUUGCACAAGUCUUCUUGACCAUGUUAUGCCACAUGAAGUUUGGCUUGUUCAUCUUCUUUGCCUUCUUCGUGUUGAUCAUGACAUUCUUUAUCUACUUCUUCUUGCCCGAAACUAAGGGCAUUCCAAUUGAAGAAAUGUCCAAGGUUUGGAAGUCACACCCAUAUUGGUCCAGAUUCGUCGAGCAUGAUGAUUAUGGCAAUGGAGUUGAGCUGGGCAAUGGAGCAACUAAAAAUGUGUAGUUAGUUUUGGUUUUAUUUUCUUCUCCGCAAUGACUAGCUUUUGGUUGGUAAAUCAUACCAUUGGUGUCAAUUUUAGUUUCGAUCUAUUGAAUUGUUCCUAAAAAUUAAAGGGUUAUUUUUCUCAUGGGUCCCCGGUGUCAAUGAACAAAGUUUUACAGUAUACUCUUCUAUAUUAAUCCAAUUGUACAAUUUUUUAUGCACAUUUGAAAACAUGUUAUUGGGUCAUCAAUUUAUAUAUGUUUAUGCCUUCUAUGUUAC
Abrus precatorius (Indian licorice) is the source of this 1961-nucleotide messenger RNA. Its product is annotated as sugar carrier protein C-like. Bases 147 to 1703 code for a protein of 518 amino acids. Gene Ontology annotation, molecular function: monosaccharide transmembrane transporter activity. Gene Ontology annotation, biological process: monosaccharide transmembrane transport. Gene Ontology annotation, cellular component: membrane. The transcript is spliced from 4 exons. NCBI's taxonomy places the organism in Eukaryota, Viridiplantae, Streptophyta, Magnoliopsida, Fabales, Fabaceae. The record is from RefSeq and is a predicted model, not a curated record.